Molecule: messenger RNA, 2435 nt
Organism: Chelonus insularis
Lineage: Eukaryota; Metazoa; Arthropoda; Insecta; Hymenoptera; Braconidae
Product: NCK-interacting protein with SH3 domain
Exons: 4
Coding region: 344-2314 (656 amino acids)
Biological process (GO): endocytosis
Molecular function (GO): protein binding; Arp2/3 complex binding
Source: RefSeq, a predicted model, not a curated record
UAGUCGGACUGAGAAGAGAGUUCCUCAGAAGCUCUUCAUGUGUUCUUGUACGCUUGCGCAGUAGUAAAAAACAUGGUAGAAGGGGUAGAAAAUCAGUGGUGGGGAACCCGAAAGCAUUGAAGCAACUGAGGAACUCUUUUCUCAGUUCGACUAUACAGCUGCACUCCUCGACGUUAGCACGUCAUUUUUCUUUACAAAAAAUGGGGAAAGGAAAAUAGAAUAAAAUGCUAGAAGUAAAUGAAAGUAAAUUGUAUAUUUUGUGGUAGGCCUAAAACUACUUGUGACACUUGGGCGUUGUCAAGAUAUAAAUCAAAUUCAUUUCGAUAAGUAAAUAAUUUAAAGGAUGGAUGAAAAUAAUAUUAGGUUAGAAAAUUAUGAAAUGCUGAAGGCCUUGUAUGAUUUCAAGGCGACUUUUGCUAAAACUUUAAGUUUUAAAGAAAAUGAUCAUUUUCUUUUGCAUCAAUCAAAUUCUAAGCAACGUAAUUGGUGGCAAGUUGUUAAUAAUACCGGCCAACUAGGAUAUAUUCCCUCCAACUAUGUAACAACAGUUAAGGUACAACCACAAUUUAUGAUUGAUUUUUUAGAAGAAUGUAUUGAAAAACUUCGCAGUGAAUUUGUAAAACCUGGAGCUCCUUUACCAAUAGAUAAACAGGAUCUUGUUCAGAAGCUAGUAGAGAAAAAGAGACAAGCAGAAUCAAGUAGAAGACAAAAAAAGAAAGCUCCAUCUCCACCAAUUUUCAGUACAACAUCAACAUCACCAAAUAAAGAAAUUGUAUUUCCGCACAAUAAAACAGAAACAGAAAUUAAAACACCAACAUCUAAUGUACCAGUUAAGAUUGCUAAAAGUAAUUUACAUGAUGGAGAAAAGGCUAUAAGUGCACAAAUAAUUCCACAGACUCAAGAUCACCGCAAUUCUUUAACUAAUGAUCAACGAAGAUCAUCAUUCCCUCGUCAAUUAUCAUCAGAAAAUGCUCAACGUUUACAUUCGGAUAUUGUAGAAGGCCAAAAAACUCCUAUACAAUCAAAUCUACGUCAACCAAGUCGGGUAUCUCCAACGAAAAAUAACACAAAUACAAGCACAUUUGAAAUAGAUUCACGUGCUGCCUAUAAACUGUUGGAUGAUGUAAGAAAAAAUACUCAACUUUCUUAUGAAAUGUCGAAAUUGGCUGUGAAUGUUGUUGUAUCAGGAUUACAACAAUUAUUACCUAGUAAUUUAAGUCAUUAUUUUGAUGCUGUAUUAAAUCAAUUAGAGAUGCCAUUAAUUAAUUCAAAGAUGCGUAUUGAAGAUACAUAUGAUGCGAAUAGAUUAAAAAUUAUUUUUAAUGAAUUAACAUCAUGCAAAGAGGAUUCUCAGCAAAGAAGUUGGAUGUUAUAUGAAGAUGAAUCGAUAAUUGUGGAAUACAUCAAAGAAUUGACAUCUAUAUUAACAAAUGCUGAUGCCAAUGUAUCAAGACAUGCACUGAGACAAGAUCAGUAUAAUGGAGUUACAACUUUAAUUCAAUAUUAUCAGAUGGAAGCAAGAUGGACUAUUAGACAAUUACUGCUUCAAUCUUUUGGAGUUAUGUGUAGUUUGGAUCUUGUAGUGGUGACAAUUAUGUUGAAUAGUAUUUUACCUAUGGAACUUGCUAGAGAUAUGACAAGUAAUCCUAGAAAUGUGCCAAAGUUAAAUUAUUCAUCUCUUUUACUUACUAUGAUUUUUUCGAUGGGUGAACCAAUGCCUAUAACACACUUAGAACAAUUAGGACCUGAUUUUAUAUCAUUUUUAUUAGAAUCUAUUGAAGAGCCACCUGACACUGAUUUAGAAGAUCAGAUUCCUGAUUUAUUCACCAACUUGAUUUUAUCGUAUAAUUUACAAUUUGUCACUUCAGAAAAUAUUGUGAUUAAUGCACUGAAAGAGAGGACAACUGCCAAAACGUUCACACAAAAAAUACUAUUGCUAUUAAAUAGAGAAGAAGAUCCAGUGAGAAUAUUUGAUCAUCAACCUGCUCCUCCUCAUUCUGUAUUGAAGUUAUUCAUCGAUCUAUUUGCUUCAGAGAAGACAGCUUUAUUGUUUUAUACUAAUGACGUUAAAGUGUUGAUUGAUAUCGUUCUUCGACAACUAUUCGACAUUCCUCCAGGAGAUAAAAGACGACUAUAUCUUGAAUUAUGUCGAAGAGUCUUACGAACUUCUGGUUAUGAUGAUCAUCGUCAUCGAUCGGAAGAUUUACUCAAAUGUUUUACUAGAAUAUUUUGUGAAGAAGGAUCUGAAAGCCAUGGAGAUCAGAAAUUAAUUCGUGAAAUCAGUAAUGAAUUUCCUAGUCUCUUCAAGAUGUGACAUUUAGCAACGUCCUCCUUGGAUAAGGAGGUCGAAGAUGAUGAUUUACAGACUCUUGUUUAAAGAAAUUUUAUUAUUUUAAAAAUAUUAUUGACGAUAUAAAAAAUUUAUUGCAGCAAAA